Molecule: messenger RNA, 1651 nt
Organism: Pyricularia grisea
Lineage: Eukaryota; Fungi; Ascomycota; Sordariomycetes; Magnaporthales; Pyriculariaceae
Exons: 6
Coding region: 106-1107 (333 amino acids)
Biological process (GO): tricarboxylic acid cycle
Cellular component (GO): mitochondrion; succinate-CoA ligase complex (ADP-forming)
Molecular function (GO): succinate-CoA ligase (ADP-forming) activity; succinate-CoA ligase (GDP-forming) activity
Source: RefSeq, a predicted model, not a curated record
ACGAAAAGUGCAUUCGCUGAGACGUUCUAUCUUCCACCUGCAUAUACCGUCGACGCCUUUCCUUAAUUCCUACUUACUAAAUUGAAGUCUACAUCAAACAGAAAGAUGCAGGCUAUUUCCAGACAACUCCGCCCCAGUGGCGCUGUCCUGCGCCAGAUCUCGACGAGGACAUACAGCUCAUCGGCCAGCCCCUACGCAGCCACCAUCAACAACCUGAGGAUCAACAGCGACACCAAGGUCCUUUUCCAGGGCUUCACCGGAAAACAGGGAACUUUCCACGCACAACAAGCCAUUGACUAUGGCACCAAGGUUGUUGGUGGCACAAACCCCAAGAAGGCCGGCCAGACGCACCUCGACCUUCCCGUCUUUGCAAACGUUGCCGAUGGUGUCAAGCAGACUGGCGCAAAUGCCACCGCAAUCUUUGUGCCUCCUCCUUUGGCCGCCGCCGGCAUAGAAGAGGCCGUUGCUGCCGAGGUUCCUCUCGUGGUUUGCAUCACGGAAGGCAUUCCUCAACAUGACAUGGUUCGCAUCACCUCGAUCCUCAAGUCCCAGAGCAAGACGCGCCUCGUCGGCCCCAACUGCCCUGGUAUCAUCGCUCCUGGCCAGUGCAAGAUCGGUAUCAUGCCCGGUUUCAUCCACAAGCGCGGCCGCAUCGGUAUUGUCAGCAGAUCCGGCACCCUGACCUACGAGGCCGUCAACCAGACCACCCAGGCUGGUCUCGGCCAGUCGCUCGUCGUCGGUAUCGGUGGUGACCCCUUCAGCGGCACCAACUUCAUCGACUGCCUGAAGGUCUUCCUCCAGGAUGGCGAGACCGACGGUAUCAUCAUGAUUGGUGAGAUUGGUGGUUCCGCUGAAGAGGAGGCCGCCGACUUCCUGCGUGCCAACAACACCGUCAACGGAGGCAAGCCCGUCGUCUCCUUCAUUGCCGGUAUCUCGGCUCCCGCUGGCCGCCGCAUGGGUCACGCCGGUGCCAUUGUCUCGGGCGGCAAGGGUGGUGCCGACUCCAAGAUCAAGGCCCUCGAGGCUGCUGGCGUCAUUGUUGAGCCCUCUCCCGCUGGUCUGGGCAAGGCUCUCCGCGACGAGUUCGUCAGGCGUGAUCUGUUGUAAUAAUAUUUCUCUCGAUUCUUGAGAUUGCUCGGUGGAGGAAGAGGAAAAGCCGGUGAUUUGUGCAACAGCAUAGUAUUAUUAUUUUUUCCUUGUUUGUCAACUGGCGCACAAGCUGUGGAUAUAUUUGGCUUUCUACAAUAUCGCGUCAACUUUCGCAUUUGGGCAACUAACUUAGACGGCGGGAUUGAGCAACGGCAAAUUACUGAGGUAUACAACCAUUUCAACGCUACCAUUUCAUACUCUGCGACGGGGCACUAAUAUGUUAUCCAAGUCGUUUGCUUGUUGUGACGUCGGGUUUCCUUUGUCGAUAUUGCUCCCUGUUGGCAUUUGUUUCUUUCAUUGGGCUACUGCUCUCUCCUUUCCUGUGAUGUCAACUUGGGCGGUGUCAAGACUUGCUGAUUCCAUUCUGUUCUACGAUAUCCCUCACUUUCUCCGAUGUCAUUGUUUUGCGCUUUGUCUUCUGCACAAAUACCCUUCACAUUCCAAAGAUCAUUUUGCUUCUCCGAUCUGGCUGCGCUGCAACUCAGACCUUGGCAUGCGAGAG